AGUUUCUCAAUCCUGAUAAAGUCAAUCAAAAUAAACGAGGUAUUUAAAUGUGACAUGUUGAAUAAAAUAAUAGAAAAAAUAGAAAAUAAUAUUAAUAAGUGAUAAAACAAAAGAGUUUAAUAGCUGUCUACAUUAUUUAGAAUUUACCCUCGAUUGUGAAGUUCAAAACUCACACAAUUUUCGAUUAAAAAGAACAAAAAUGGAUUUCCAAGCUUUAUUAUUAGAAUUAAAGGACAAAUAUGCCCAAGUGAGAAAACUACUAGAUUCCGACGAUAAAAUUGUAGACGAGACAAAACCCUACAAAAACAAAUAUGCAGCAAUUGAAAUUUUAAAAGAAAUGCAAAGUUCCCUUUUAAAAACCUCCAGCAAUGUAAUUAAAGAAGAGAACGACGUGAAUACACUGCUAGCAAUAAUAUCCCUAAAUCUCGGUAUUGUUUACGUCGAAACAGAGGAAUUGAAACUCGGCGAGGAAUUUUUCAUGAACUGCAUAGAUAAUCUAAGUGAAAAUGAAACCCUACCGCAAAGAAUAAUACCAAUGAUAAGUGCUCUAAAUCAACUGGGAAUUCUUUGGUCACAAAGGAAUCAAGCCUCAGUCUCCAAGACAUUUUUAGAACGAGCUAAAGAUAUUUACAAAAAAUUUAUGAUGAGGGAAAAAGAACCAAUUAACAUGUCAAAAUUAUUUCUUGUCGAAAUUGUCAACGAAGAGGAAGCAAAGACAGUUUUGGAAAAAUUACACACACUAACCUUGUAUUAUUUGGCACAAAUUUACGGAACUUUGGAGGAUUAUCUCAAAUCGGCAAUCUACUGUCACAUGACAUUAUCCCGACAAUUGGAGUACAAGGAUUUUGAGAGUAUCGACUGGGCCCUGAAUGCCGCGACACUGUCGCAAUUUUUUCUCGAGAAGGAAUGCUUCUCACAAGCGAGACACUAUUUAUCAGCUGCAAGUUAUGUUCUUCGAAAUUAUCAAAACACCCUGACGGCAAUCGAGACUGACGUCGAGAACGACGAAGAAUCAGCGGCAAAAUUAGAAAACUACAAGCACAGAAGUGCCGAUAUUUCCCGCUGUUGGGUGAAAUAUGGAAUUUUACUCCUCACCGCCUCCAAGGAACGUCUUUUACUAAAAAGCGAAAACGAACAACAAGAGGAGAAGAAGCCCGAAAUCGAUAAAGAUUGUUUGGAAAAAUUACAAUUCACAAGUAUCGAGAAGAAUAUCGAAUCGAUCGCAAACGAAAUAACUGAUAAUUAUCUACUCGAUUUUUCCGACGCAAAACUAGUUUUCUUCAAAAUCAACGAAUGGAUCGACAGUGCGAAACAAUAUUAUUCCCUCGAGAAUCACGCCUCGGAUUAUGUCCAACUAAUUCAGGAUCAAUCGCAAGCCUACAAGGACUUGGCAUUUUUUCACAACGACGAGGCGCAACAGGCGAAAAUGCACAAAAGACGAAUAGACAUGUUGGAGGAUGUCCUCAAGGAACUACACGAGACCUACUAUCAAAGUAGUUGUCGACAAAUUUGGAUGGAACUCGGCGAGACAUAUUCGGAAAUUCUCGACAUUAAAUUAGAUCGUCUACAGGCGAGUGACGAUCGACCGACGCCGAAUAUGUUGAAGAAAAUUAAUAAUCUCACUGGAUCGUCGAUAAAGAAUUUCGAAAAAUUCAUCGAAUCGUUAAAAAGUUCAAAAAUAUUUGUCGACACAAAUAAAUUUCCCGAUGAAAUGGUACGAGCUGUAUUGAGCGCUUAUUUUCACGUUGGCAGAUUGUAUAAUAAAUUCAUAACACCCGAUAAACAGCAACAACUCGAGAAUGUGGAAAAAAGUUACAAUGCCUAUUCAUUUUUGGUGAAUUACUGCGAACGCAAUUCAAACGCCAAGGAAUUGAUGCACGUUGAAUUGAGUGUUUGUAAAGAUUUCGUUAAAUUACUUCCACUGAAAAUUAGUAAAUUAAAGCUAGAAAUGAGGAAUCCAUAAUAAUUUUGUAAAUAAAUUUUUAAUUUCAACGUUUAUUGUAAAUUACAAAGAAAAAUAAAAAGUUUUAUUGAAAAUUAUAA
Leptopilina heterotoma is the source of this 2043-nucleotide messenger RNA. Its product is annotated as KIF-binding protein-like. NCBI's taxonomy places the organism in Eukaryota, Metazoa, Arthropoda, Insecta, Hymenoptera, Figitidae. The record is from RefSeq and is a predicted model, not a curated record. The coding region runs from base 200 to 1963 and encodes 587 amino acids. The transcript is spliced from 2 exons.